AUGGAUGGUUCUCUGGUGUUGCACCGCGAUGAGAAAGAAAACGGUACGAGUCCCGAUGACAUCUUAGUUCGCCGUUUAAAGAAUAGAGAGAGACAACGUAGGUACAGGGCCAGAAAACGUCACCAAGCUGAUCUGAUAAAGACAUCAACUGACAACCAAUCAUCCCUUCCAAUUCAUCACCAGAAAAUGCCAUCCGAGUUUAUAUCAGUGCCUGUGGAAGUUGAGAUUCCGGAAGGUUCCACUUCUCCUGAUCGUGUGACCCGCGUUCAUUGUCAAAGAGAUUGGAAGAAAGAUGCUAGGAAUGCCCACAUGCACAAGAAUCAAGAACCGGGUUCAAUUGACAGAGCAGAUUUACCGUCAGAUAAUUUGAGCAAUGUCCCGGUGGAUAACGAUGCAACAAAUAGAGUACAGCCGAGUCGGAGGCAUUGGAAAGCAGAGGCAAGAAACAAGAAGAAUUUGGAGUGA
Molecule: messenger RNA, 465 nt
Organism: Striga hermonthica
Lineage: Eukaryota; Viridiplantae; Streptophyta; Magnoliopsida; Lamiales; Orobanchaceae
Source: the annotation of a GenBank genome assembly